AAUCAGAUAAUACGAAUCUUUUAAUAGAGGCCAACAAACUACCUCCGCCAACGGUUGCAAAUUUGCAGCGAAAUUCGUUUCAGUUCCCGGCAAGAUGCUGCUGGUCCCGCCUCCAUCGCCGCCGUCAUUUCCAGUUGCCGCCAGUUUCGCCUCCGGCCGCCACUCGCGACUCAGCACGCUUCGGCGCCACCAGGUCGCCGCGACUAAUGAAGUCGACGCCUUCACGCAAUACUCCGGCUACCUCUUCGAGCUGAGCUCAUCUGAAGCCGAAUCCUUGAACGAAUACAAAAUAUCGAAAAUCGCCGCUAUAUAUCAGAAGAAGCCUUUGAUUCUCCUCCGCCGGUUGUUGCAGACCGCCACCACUCUCGGCCGGUGGUUCGCCCUCCGGUAUUACGACCGCAUCACCGAGCGUGCGGACGCCAUGUUCGAGGUCAGGGCUGCUGAAUUGAGGAAGAUACUAGUACAACUCGGGCCGGCUUAUAUUAAGAUAGCUCAGGCUGUUUCGUCUCGACCUGAUUUGAUACCGCCCUCAUAUUUGGAUGAGCUUUCACUCUUGCAAGAUCGAAUUACACCAUUUUCCACAGCAGUUGCAUUUGAUAUAAUAGAGCGAGAACUUGGAUUACCAAUAGAAGCACUAUUUUCGGAAAUCUCCCCUGAGCCUGUGGCAGCAGCAUCACUUGGACAGGUUUAUCAAGCUAGGCUUCGGUCAAGUGGGAAGGUUGUUGCUAUAAAAGUGCAGAGGCCUGGAGUUAGAGCUGCAAUCUCGUUGGACAUACUGAUCUUGCGUUUCCUGGCAGGAAUUAUAAGGACUGUAGGAAGAUUUAACACAGACCUUCAGUCAGUGGUUGACGAAUGGGCAUCAAGCCUUUUCCGGGAGAUGGAUUACAACCAAGAAGCAAAAAAUGGAGUAAAGUUUAGACAGUUAUACGGCAGCAUAAAGGAUGUUGUGGUUCCUGAAAUGUAUGUUGACCAAACAACUGGCAGGGUUCUCACCAUGCAAUGGAUUGAGGGUCAAAAGCUAGAGGAAGUGAAGGAUCUUUACAUGAUUCAGGUCGGGGUCUAUUGUUCAUUCAAUCAACUUCUAGAGUAUGGGUUUUAUCAUGCUGAUCCGCAUCCUGGAAACCUGCUUCGCACAUAUGAUGGGAAACUAGCCUACCUAGACUUUGGCAUGAUGGGUGAAUUCAAAGAAGAACUUCGUGAUGGAUUUAUUGAAGCUUGUCUCCACCUUGUUAACCGUGAUUAUGAUGCACUUGCAAUAGACUUUGUAACUCUUGGGCUUCUUCCACCAACAGCUGACAAGGAAGAAGUUACAAAAGCAUUAACAGGUGUCUUUCGAGGUGCCGUUGACAAAGGAGUUCAGAACAUUAGCUUUGGGGAUCUUCUUGGAGAUUUGGGAUUCACCAUGUACUUGUUUCCUGACAUCUUCACCUUCUACUGGAUAAUCUCCAUUUGUGUUUGUUUCCGAAUCCAGGAACUGAUAAUGUUUUCUGGGUACAAAUACAAGUUCAGGAUUCCAUCUUAUUUUUCUCUCGUCAUUAGAAGUCUGGCUGUUUUGGAAGGAAUUGCCAUCGGCUCUGAUCCAAAUUACAAAGUUUUGGGAAAUACUUACCCUUGGAUUGCCAGGAAGGUGCUUAUUGGUAGCUCAGCGAAAUUGAAAUCUUCGUUGCAAGCUCUUCUUUACAAGGAUGGCGUGUUCAGAAUUGAUCGACUAGAGUCUCUCUUAUCAGAGUCAUUGCGUGCCAGGACAGAAAGAGCAUUGAUUGGAGAACAGGUAGAAGACAACUCUAAGAAGAUGAUCAAGCAAGUUCUUUCUUUUACUUUGGAUGAGACGGGAGCAUUGGUGAGAGAAAUACUUCUUGACGAAUUUGCCAAGGGGUUGGAUGCACUUGGAUUAGCGACCUUGGACUCACUUACAGCAAACCUACCCUUCAGGCCAAGUUCGACCUCCAUGACUGAUGAAGAUAUCAACAAUCUGCGAACACUGAGACGCCUUAUGCUAUUAAUUUCUGAGCUUCAACGAACUGAAACUUCUGCAGUGGGAGACAAUGGAGUUGGCUCGUAUGACUCCUCAGAUGGAGCCGCGCUGCUCCCUUAUGGAUUGAGAUCUUCUCAGGAAAUGCUGCCACUUCUUCUCUCUGCAAUUUCCGAGCUCCCACAAGGUUCACAACAACAAUUGCUAAGACUGCCAGCAGAUCUGGCUGGAAAACUAGUCUCGCGCAUUGCUGCUAGGACGUUAAAACGGGCAUUCCUACUAAAUUGAUUUGUCAAAGCUGUGCUCAUCUCAUCAAACAUGGAGGAUUUUUCGUGUUUUCACAUCAGCCUUACGAUUUUGUUUCGGAUUUUGCUCCGACCAUCGGAUGAUCAGAUGGAGAGCAGCACCCAACUCAACUGCAAAAACUUACAAUAGCAAAGCUGCAAAGGUAGAAAAUAUGGCUCACAUUUAUUCCGUGGAAUUGGCCGCUUGUUAUUCACUCAAAUACUCUUUGUUUCAAUCUGUAUAAGUGAUUUUUGGUGGAAGAUUAUAUAUUCGGUGUUCAAACUAGUUACUGUAGAAAGAUUAUACCAUGCUAAUCUUCAAUCUUUAACUAGGAAAAGUGGAAAAGACGAAGCAUUAUUGAUUCA
Molecule: messenger RNA, 2622 nt
Organism: Salvia miltiorrhiza (redroot sage)
Lineage: Eukaryota; Viridiplantae; Streptophyta; Magnoliopsida; Lamiales; Lamiaceae
Exons: 21
Coding region: 95-2260 (721 amino acids)
Biological process (GO): protein phosphorylation
Molecular function (GO): protein kinase activity; ATP binding
Source: RefSeq, a predicted model, not a curated record